Mycena citricolor is the source of this 1439-nucleotide messenger RNA. The record is from the annotation of a GenBank genome assembly. NCBI's taxonomy places the organism in Eukaryota, Fungi, Basidiomycota, Agaricomycetes, Agaricales, Mycenaceae.
AUCACGACUUGUCGUGGACCGUCGACCAUCGACGCGAUGCACAGCGUGUUGAGUCCGCUGGGCAGCGCGGCUUCUCACCACUCCCAUUUCUCAUCUUUAGAAGAUGAUCGCGCCUCGGUUUCCAAUCUCCUCACCCGUGCCAGUUCAUAUCCAUGUUCUGCCGCCACCCCCGCCUUCGCUCGUCUCGCUCACCAGACAUCGACAUUUCAGCUUGCCUUGGACGCCCUACUUCCUAUUUUGGAUCCGCCUACUCCAGCUGAGCUAAGCUCUCGGAUUCUGGUUUCUUUCAUCCUGUUCUCUCUUUACUCUCCUCAUCCGAUCGGGAUGAACCCCUUCAAAUCUGUCCUCUUUAUUACUUUUGUGAAGGAACGUGAAUUAGCUCUUACCGUUGCCAACUCCAGUGGCGGUAUCGCACCGAACGAGCCUCUCGUCUGGGUGUUGUGGAAGAUCUUGAAAGGUGACGGAGAAGAUAUCGGGCCCUACUCACCAAGCGCGCUCUCGCGUUCCCUGUUACCACCCAAUUUUAGAGCAAAGAAACUAAUUCUCGACGACUCACUGUAUCAUAAAUUUCACGAUCUAGAUGACGACCUUGUCUCUCCUGACCCCAUUAUCCAGUACGAGGCAAUCACGGCCACGGAGCGCGUCGUUUCAGCAGACGAGGAUACAUAUGCUGAAGCCAUCGCGCAUGCACUGAGGUUAUUGCUUGCUGCCCGCUCCCGUGUCCUGUCUCUUUCGGAGCAGCGUCAUCUGGCACCCUUGUUCCCAGCCCUAGCUGCGGCUGCCCCCCGUUUGCUUGUACCCAAUGCAGAUUUGACACCGCUGAUCGCAACCAACCCUGAAUUGGCUGCCGGGCUCAUUUCUGCGAUACUCGCCAAUGGCGAUCCUGUCGAGAGCAGACACUCUGGGUUGACCACUGCAUCAAUCCUUUCAGAACUUGCCUCCCUUCCACCGAUGCUCCCAUCUUUUGACGUCAUGGGUCGUCUUUUGCGAGAUGAAACAGUCACUCAGGCCUCGGUUCUGCCAUCUCGCUCUGAAGAAUCGCUCACCGUAGGCGCUCUGAUCCGCAUGGAGGUCCUCGGAAGGUUCCUCGCUGGAUGUAUGGAAUGGAUUGACCGGGGCGAUCGUGAGCAACGAGAAGGAUCCAUCAGCGACGAUCGGGUCGCUCAAGCUACUGGCCAUCUUUGCCGAUUUUACUCGGCUUUGUUGAAGCGCGGUCUCGUUAGUGCUGGGGAUGAUGCUGAUAGCGCUGCUAUGGCUCAUUUCAGUCUGAAAUAUGCCAGAUAUGAGGAGGCCUGUGCCAUCUAUGCUAUCUUGGUCCGAAAUGGUCCAGGAUCUCCAUGACACCUUUUAUCUCUGACCGUGUCUCGUGUAACUUAGGAUCCCAUGUUCCUGUAUGAACAAUGUAUGCCCUAAUGAUAAACUCUUCGUAAAGUGAGUCA